Molecule: messenger RNA, 723 nt
Organism: Eubalaena glacialis (North Atlantic right whale)
Lineage: Eukaryota; Metazoa; Chordata; Mammalia; Artiodactyla; Balaenidae
Product: pyridoxal phosphate phosphatase PHOSPHO2-like
Molecular function (GO): phosphatase activity
Source: RefSeq, a predicted model, not a curated record
AUGAAAAUUUCGUUGGUUUUUGACUUUGACAAUACAAUCAUAGAUGAUAAUAGUGACACCUGGAUUGUACAAUGUGCUCCAGAGAAAAAGCUUCCUAUUGAACUACAAGAUUCUUAUGAAAAAGGAUUUUGGACAGAAUUUAUGGGCAGAGUCUUUAAGUAUUUGGGAGAUGAAGGUGUAAGAGAAGAUAAAAUGAAAAGGGCAAUGAUAUCAAUGCCUUUCACUCCAGGGAUGGUGGAACUUUUAAACUUUAUAAGAAAGAACAAGGAUAAAUUUGACUGCAUCAUUAUUUCAGAUGCAAAUUCAGUCUUCAUAGGUUGGGUUUUAGAAGCUACCAAUUUUCAUGACGUGUUUGAUAAAGUCUUUACAAAUCCAGCAGCUUUUGAUACCAAUGGUCAUCUCACUGUGGAAAAUUAUCAUGCUCAUUCUUGCACUAGGUGCCCCCAAAAUCUUUGCAAAAGUGUAGUUUUGGUGGAAUUUGUAGGUAAGUCACAACAAGGAGUGAAUUAUACACGAAUUGUUUACAUAGGUGAUGGCAGAAAUGAUGUCUGUCCAGUAAACUUUUUCAAGAAGAAUGAUAUUGCCAUGCCACGGAAAAGAUAUACUUUACAGAAAACUCUUUCUAGGAUGUCUCAAUAUCUUGAGCCUAUGGAGUCUUCUGUUGUAUCUUGGUCUUCAGGUGCUGAAAUAAUUUCUCAUUUACAAUUUCUAAUAAAGGAAUAA